UGGUGUGGUCGACCUUAGGAGUGGGGCUUCUCGACUGCGAGGUGUAUUCUGGACCCGGAUGAGCGUGCCGCGUCUUACCUGCUGGGAGGCAUGGCUCCGGCUCUUGUUGGCCGCUCAGGAGCUCUGUGCCCUCCGCCCUCCUGCCAGGUGUUUACUGUCCAGCCACAAAUGAUGCUUACACUCUGCUUUACCUUUUAGGUGCACGUUCCGGUUCCCCAGCACAAACAUCAAGAUAACAUUCACUGCCCUGUCCAGCGAGAGGAGGGAGAAGCAGGAGGCGCCUGAGUCCCCGGUGAAGCCCGUGCAGCCCCAGAUCUCGCCUCUGACCAUCAACAUUCCAGACUCCAUGGCCCACCUGAUCAGCCCCCUGCCUUCCCCGACGGGCACCAUCAGCGCUGCGAACUCCUGCCCGUCCAGCCCCCGUGGGGCAGGGUCUUCGGGGUACAAAGUGGGCCGUGUGAUACCAUCUGACCUCAAUUUAAUGGCUGACAACUCGCAGCCAGAAAAUGAGAAGGAAGCCUCAGGUGGAGACAGCCCGAAGGAUGAUUCAAAGCCACCUUAUUCCUAUGCACAGUUAAUAGUACAAGCAAUUACGAUGGCUCCAGAGAAGCAGCUCACCCUGAACGGAAUCUAUACGCACAUCACUAAAAACUACCCCUACUACAGGACCGCGGAUAAGGGCUGGCAGAAUUCAAUCCGCCACAAUCUCUCUCUGAAUCGCUAUUUCAUCAAAGUGCCACGUUCCCAGGAAGAACCAGGCAAAGGCUCGUUCUGGAGGAUAGACCCUGCCUCCGAGAGCAAGCUAAUAGAGCAGGCUUUCAGGAAAAGACGGCCUAGGGGCGUGCCUUGCUUUCGAACCCCUCUGGGACCGCUCUCUUCUAGAAGCGCCCCCGCCUCUCCCAACCACGCGGGAGUGCUGUCUGCUCACUCAAGUGGCGCACAGACCCCCGAGAGCCUGUCGCGGGAAGGUUCACCAGCCCCUGCAGAGCCCGAGCCAGGAGCCGCACAGCCUAAGCUUGCCGUCAUCCAGGAGGCACGGUUUGCCCAGAGCGCACCAGGUUCCCCUCUGUCCAGUCAGCCAGUUCUGAUAACUGUGCAGCGGCAGCUACCGCAAACAAUGAAACCCGUCACCUACACGGUGGCCACGCCCGUGACGACCUCAGCGUCCCAGCAGCCCGUCGUGCAGACGGUCCACGUCGUCCACCAGAUCCCCGCGGGGGCGGUCGCCGGCGUGGCCGCCUUGGCCCCGGCGAACACUUACGCGGUCACUGGAGCAGCUGUGGUCACCCAGGCGGCCGUGGGGACCCCUCCCAAGGUGGAGCCGCAGGAGAACGGAGAUCACCGAGAAGGGAAAGUGAAAGUGGAGCCUCUCCCUGCGAUCGGCCAUCCCCCCCCGGGGGCCACCGGCCGGGUCAUCCAGACGUCCCCGCCCACCCCAGUCCAGACGGUCACCAUAGUACAGCAGGCACCUCUAGGCCAACACCAGCUACCAAUAAAAACUGUAACUCAGAACGGGACUCACAUGGUCCCAGUCGCUGCUGCAGUCCACGGACAGGUGAACAACGCAGCUGCAAGCCCCUUACACAUGCUGGCGACCCACGCGUCGGCGUCCGCGUCCCUGCCUACAAAGCGUCAGAAUGGCGAGCCGCCAGAGCAGCCGGAGUUGAAGCGGAUCAAGACGGAGGAUGGAGAGAGCAUCGUCAUUGCCGUGAGUGUGGACGCGCCACCUACAGCCGUGCGGGAGAAGGGCGUCCAGAACUAGGCACGCGCUCUUCUUUCACAGAGUGUCAACUGUGGUGCCAAAAGGAGGCGCGCUCACCCUUCGCGUCAGACGUUCCCCUCAGCGGUAAAGGGCCCUGCGGUUGGACUUCGCCCCUCAGCACUGAAAACGCAAACCCAGGUGGCCUUAAGACUCCUUGAUUUAAAAACAGAAAUCACACUUGAAAAAAAACCACACACAGCAAAACCUUGAUCCAGAGGCCACGGUCUCCUUCCCUGCCGAACCUCGCUGGCCGCGGCACUUAGAGUCACCCUCCAGGCCUCACUUCAGGACUGAGCGUCUCCGGGACAGCAGCGCAUGACUCACGGGACGGGGCCCUCCGCACGGGGACAGACGCAGGCUGCCCCCGUGGCACUCAUGAGCCGCUGCGGCAGGCGCCGGGAGACAGUAUUUUGUUGUUCACAUGUGGAAUUAGAAUAUUUUGAGGCGUACUUUCUUUCUUUACAAAAUAAUGGGGUCGUUGACAUUUCACAUCACUCCAUUUCUACUCUGGAAAUUUUGGAAUCACACAGUACUUUUCAUGUGAAAUUUCACUUGGGGAAAAGAAAGAAUGCAGUUUUUGUUGUUUUCAGCCCAUGGAAUGAUUUCCUCUUGUCUGUCCUGUUAGAGUUCGGAUGACGCGACUCUGUGGUAGCUGCAGAUGGUCUGCGUCAGGGUGGCUGCCUGAUGAACUGACCCACCUCUUUCUGUGUGUGGUGACCCGACACUCCCGGGCUGCAUGUGACGACGAAGCGCGGGGACGGGGGCCUGUGGCCAGCGGGUAGAAAACUGCUGGAGUCGCCAGAGCUGCACUUGACCUGCUUCUUUCUUGCUCCUUCUUGUCGUUUGUUUCUUUGCGUUGACUUUGUCCCUGGCGUCGUUUUCCACUCUGAGUGAAACAAGUCUCGCUAAGUAUUGUAUUCUGUUUAAAACUACAGAACUAUUACCAAUUCGUUUGGGGAAAAAAGAUUCAAUCUUUUAUCACACACCCUUUUCAAACAAAGAUCAAAGAUCUCUCGUGACAUAGUCGACAUUUUAGGUGUCACCACCUGGCUUUAGAACUGACAGCUUGUCCCCGCUCCCUGCGUGGGGUGGACAGAGCUGCGUGUUCACGGAGGCCCCUGGAAGCAGGCACCCUGCAGUUAGCGUUUGGAACGUGGAGGUCGUUUUCUGAUUCACAAUAGGAAACCCCUGGACCUUUCAGAACUGCAUCGAUACUGAGGCUGGCUUCUCUCCUACUGAAGAAGAGCACGUGGCAAGGAGACAGAGGUGAGCAUGACAAGUGGAAGGCCCAGCAUGGCCUCAGCUCAUCCCCGGGAAGAAACCGCUCGUCUUUGCAGAGUGCACUGGGGGUCAGGGCUGAGCGGCCGUGCGCGCAGACAGGGCUUUGGCCUUGCGGAUUUUUUCACGUCGUCAUCAUACCAUUAUUUAUUUAAAUGUAGUUAUUUUGGUAUUUAAUUUUUUUUAAAGAGAGGAGAAAGCCUGUAUUUUCCUGGUGGAAUGAAGCAGCUCAGAAUGGUAUAUUUAGGCAAUUUUAAAACAUUUAUUAUUUACCUAAAGACCAAAUAUGAUAAAUCUCUUCUAAGUAUUGUGUGUUGAUCCACGGCAUGGAGCUGUCACAAUGUUCCUGCAGAUAUGCAUAUUAAAGAUUAUUAGAUCCCGACCCACUAGCUGGCUUUAUAACUCAGCCAUGUCAAAAACAGACACCAUCCUGUGAAUGCCGCCGUCUGUGUGACUGUAGCAAAACCCAGGCCUGCAGCAUGCUGGGAGUCCAUGCGCCUCUGGGCUGCAGCCCUCAGCUUCCAGGUGCUUCACAGAUCCGUUGGAAUGCACCGUUUUGUUUCCUUGUUCGGAAGGUUGGCAGUUUGCAGAAUCAUUUGGACUUUCCUGUGUCCUAUGUGUGGGGUUGGGCCCCUCUAGAGGCGGCAGAGAAGGAACAGCCCAGUGCUCACGUCUUCUGGCAGGGGACCAGCCGGGGAACUUCAGGCGGGUGAAUGGACACAGCACCUUGUGGAGCUGUCUCUAAGGGUACUGUGCCAAGUCCUGCUGUCAUCCAGGAAGUCUCAGGGUGGAUUUGCCCUGCAUGGGUGCAGUCCAGAAAGUGGGUGAUUCUGAGCCUAAAAAAACUUUCUAGGGCUGGAGGGAUUACUGUCAGGAUUACGUGUAAGAGAGUUGUCCAGUUCUUAGAUUUUAUAGAGAAAAAAGCAUGAGUUGUUUUGCUAGAAGGGCAGCAUUCUAAAUCAUCAACUCAGACUAAAAGGUGUGCCUUUUUUCAGGUGUGAGGGUGUUCUUUCCUUUUCCCUCUGGCUGCCGUAUUCAGUCAGCUUAUUCACUGCACAUAGGAAUUUAAGAAUAUCAAGGAGAGGGCAGAAACAAAACGAUGGAUUAGCAAGUUAUCACAUCCCAGUUUUUCUUCCCAGCCUUUAAGGCAGUUUUUGAAGUUGGGAUUGAGCUGUGAAUUCCUAAGAGCCCUCAGCACACCAGGGAUCACUGAACUCCUUCAGGAUGCAGCUGCCGGGUGCUUUCGGGGCCACUGUGUCAACAUCCCAUCUCAUACUCUUGAGUCUCUUAACCCAGAUACACAUGCAGUGAGCUCCCAGCUAUCCACUUGUGAUUGCUGACUGUUUAUUUUGAAGAAGUCUCUGCUUUGACCUUUGCCAAACUUCUGAGCUCCCUCAGGGAAUAGAAACUUAAUUUCAACAGCUUUGGCCAGAACCAAACGAUAAUUCAAAAGGGAAACUCAACGUAGAAUCCAAAUUAUGUGUUGCAUUCCAAAGCGUCCAUGGGAUGAUUUCUGGAUUGAUCUUCCUCUUGCUUCUGUAGAGCAUGCGCGUGGACAGUCGAGCUCCUUAAAUAUACCACCCACUUCCGUCAUUGUCCUCUGCUAGUAUAACAGAGUAGUCGGUAGUUAUGGUCAGAAGGGGGGUGGGGUGGGGGCAGUGUCAGGACUUGGGAUUUCUAUGCUCUGUGACACAGGAUACAAGUAACAAUCUUGAAGUCCUAACUUAGACUAUUCUAGAAAAUACAGUGGUGAUUUGUGUGCAAAGAUUUGAAAUUUUAACAGAAAAGUACCAAGUUCCUGAAAUUCAAUAAAAUAUUUUUAUUAAUUUUAAUUGAAUACAGAGUAUCAUUGUCAUUUUGGUAAGUAUAAACUUCAGCUGGCAUUUCUUUUUUGCUUUUUAACUUUGUACUCUCUCUGAGCACACCAAAGGCCUUAGAGGAUUGGGGAGACUUUCCCAAGGAGUGGCUUUUGAUUACUGGUAUAAAGGUUCUGCUAAUAGACUAGGGUUUGCAUGGGAAAAAGGCAGAGUCACAGGCAGUGCUAACAAAUUCUUGCUGAUUUUAUCUGUGGCACUGGAGUUUUAAAGUUUAUUUUGAAGUUCUGGUUGUCACUACCAUUUCUUCUGAAGAUCUGCCCUUUAGCCUUAAGGAUCAAGAUCAUUGUAAAUAAUUUGGGAUGUAUUCUCCCACGAGAUGAAAGAGAUCUUCCAGAGGUCACUGGUGUUCAAGUUCCUAAACCGUAACACUGUAAUCAUCUUACUACUAGAAACUCUGUGAUACGGCUUGUUGAUGUGCUGAAGCGUUGUCACAGGGAAGGAGCAAUACUGACAAUAAUAACCUGGAGGCCUCUUUGGGAGCUAAAAGUGAAGCUUAAAUUUAGUGUACUGGGGAAAAAAUUCAUAAGUGGAGGUUGCCUACACUGAUACCUGAAUUUAAAAACAGUUCAUAUUAGCAUAAAAGAAUUGUUUAUCAUAUACUGAGACUAUAUAUCCUCUUAACAAAAGGAAGCAGUCAUUCCCAAUUUAUUUUUGUCAGAUCUGUUGUCCAUGUUAUAUUAAUAGAUAACUUUGAAAUGCAUUACAGUCUUAACUUUCCUCUUUCUCUCUUAGGAAAAUCGACUCUUAAUUUGUUAGGUUCACCUUGUUGAAGGUAAAUGGAGUCAAAGAAGAGGUGACAGCUAUUCUAGAACAUAACAUAGCUUUAUUUUUUUAAAAAAAAAAAAAGAAAA
Molecule: messenger RNA, 5768 nt
Organism: Trichechus manatus latirostris (Florida manatee)
Lineage: Eukaryota; Metazoa; Chordata; Mammalia; Sirenia; Trichechidae
Gene: FOXK2
Product: forkhead box K2
Exons: 8
Coding region: 347-1762 (471 amino acids)
Biological process (GO): regulation of transcription by RNA polymerase II
Molecular function (GO): RNA polymerase II cis-regulatory region sequence-specific DNA binding; DNA-binding transcription factor activity, RNA polymerase II-specific
Source: RefSeq, a predicted model, not a curated record